AAACAAAGCUUAUGUGUCUGUUUCUUUACCUAUUUAUUAGGUGUAAGGUUACAUGACUUGUAGGGAGUGGAUUCCUCCUUGUGCAAACUGACAAGACAGAACAUGUGAAGUCUGUGUGUGUGAUGACGUAGCAGCCGCUGAAUCUGGUUUGGCAGGAUUUCUGAGGGAAGGGCGAGAGAGCAGAGACAGACACAGAGAGAAAAAGAAGCAAAACAGUUGAAACUGGUCUUUCCUUCACUGUAUUUUCUUUACUGUUGUGAGUUAAUCUUCUCCUGCUGGUGAGGACAUACUGGGUUUUGGUCUUCGAGCCGGGUUUCAGAACUAGGGUGCACUUGUUUCUGUCACCCAGACCAGUGCAGCAGCAGGCAUGAACUGGUCGGGGCUCGAGAGUCUGUUGAGUGGAGUCAAUAAAUACUCCACUGCGUUCGGCAGGAUCUGGCUGUCCAUGGUGUUUGUCUUCCGUGUCCUGGUGUUUGUGGUGGCAGCGCAGAGGGUUUGGGGUGACGAGAGCAAAGACUUUGUGUGUAAUACACGACAGCCUGGCUGUACCAACGUCUGCUAUGACCACAUCUUCCCCAUCUCCCACAUCCGUCUGUGGGCGCUACAGCUCAUUUUUGUCACUUGUCCGUCUCUGAUGGUCAUGGCUCAUGUUAAAUACCGCGAAACAAAGGAUGCCAAAUAUGUGGUGCAGCACCAAGGCUCUCACCUGUACGCCAACCCUGGCAAAAAGAGAGGGGGGCUGUGGUGGACCUACCUGCUGAGUUUGGUUUUCAAAGCUGGAUUCGACACAUCGUUUCUUUACAUUCUCUACAGGAUAUACCAUGGAUAUGACCUGCCCAGGUUAUCCAAGUGUUCACUGGAACCCUGCCCCAACACUGUUGAUUGUUUCAUUAGUCGUCCAACAGAGAAAAAGAUUUUCAUGUUGUUCAUGGUUAUAUCGAGUGCACUAUGCAUCUUCAUGUGCAUUUGUGAGAUGAUUUAUCUCAUUGGCAAGCGCAUCUCCAAGGCGUUAAGGACCCGCCAUGAAAAUGAGAGACUCUUGUUUGCUGAGCAGCAUGAGCUGACCAACAUGGCCCCACCCAGGUCCCAGUAUCGUAAGACUGAUCCAACACUGACUGACAGCCAGAGGAAUUUAACCAAGAGAGAGAAGGUCAAAGAAGAUAGUAUAACUACGACACUAUAGGACUCAGACAUCACUAAACAUCAGUUUGUUUCCUAUGGGUGGCAACACAACAGGUUACCUAAUAAAAGCGUCAAACUAAAGACUAAAAAAAAGGGACAUACCUGUAUAUGGAUGUCCAAUGAUCCGGGUGGACAUGGAACAUUCGAGGCUCUCCAGCACUGGUAAAAGAAGAGGACUACUAUGGUAUUUCUGUGGAAGGAGAAAGGAGAAACAUCCAGGAGCUGGAUCUUAUAGCACAAAUGGAAUAUCAUGUAUGUAAAGACACUGUUAGUCGCUUCAAUGUCAUUUUAGUUUAGUGUGAGUAUUGUAAAUUACUGUACUAUAUUCAGCGCUGUUUAUAGCUUUAUUAACUGUAUGACUGAGUGCUCUGUGCAUUCAUAUUUCUUCUAUUAAAGGGACCACAGUGCUAUUUUGGAACUUGAUGAGCUGAUCUCCCACAUGAAAUGGUGAGUUAUCCAUCAGGGUUUAACCUGAGCCAUCCAGUGGAUCAGAGAGGCUCGUAUCCGCUCUAUCUGACAACCAGCCAAUUCCUGAGCAUACCC
Messenger RNA from Scatophagus argus, 1725 nucleotides. RefSeq names its product gap junction protein beta 9a (gene gjb9a). The transcript is spliced from 4 exons. Gene Ontology annotation, biological process: cell communication. The coding region runs from base 368 to 1183 and encodes 271 amino acids. Gene Ontology annotation, cellular component: connexin complex. Lineage: Eukaryota; Metazoa; Chordata; Actinopteri; Scatophagidae. The record is from RefSeq and is a predicted model, not a curated record.